CUGGCCGCUAACUGUUCCGCUGCGUCGGGAUCAGAAGACGCAAAUCAAGUGAAACAAAUCUCCUGACAGGAGAAAAGUUCAUGCUGGAGUUUUCAAAGACCUCAGAGGGCCUCAUGAAGUCCAAGCUGAAUAUGGAGAGUUUGACCAAGCCAGAGUUGCUGAUGCUUUUCAGCAUCCUGGAGGGAGAGCUGGAGGCCAGAGACCUGGUCAUCGAUGCCCUAAAGGCCCAACGUAAAGAGCUGUUUAUCCAGGAGCGCUACGGCAGGUACAACCUCAGCGACCCCUUCCUGGCCUUGCAGAGAGACAGCGAGGCUGUCGGGGACCAGAACAAGGACCCGGGCUGUUCCUCCUCCACCUCCAACCCUCUGGUGGUUCUCAAACUGGUGGUGAGCCACUGCAGGAGGAUGCAGGAGAAGAUGCUGGCCCAGCUGGCUGCUGCGGAGAGCCGGCACAGAAGGGUCAUUGCAGAUCUGGAGGAAGAGAGGAGGAGGCAUGCUGAGGACACAGCCGAGGGAGAUGAUGUCACCUACAUCCUGGAGAAGGAGAGGGAGCGCCUACAGCAACAGCUGGAGUUUGAGCGGAGCCAGGUCCGGCGGUUGGAAAAAGAACAGCGGCGGAUUACUGACCAGCUUGAAGAGGAACGGGCUCAGCACAAGCAGCUGUCCUGCGCUUUGGCCAAAGAGUGCAAGUGGGCGAGUGCCAGAGCUCUGGAGGAGGGUCACCGGCUGACCGAGCUGAGCCGCAAACUUGACAAAGAGGCGGCGUCUUGCCAGGCCCUGAGAAAUGAGCUGGAGGAUGAGAGGAGGAGAGCCCUGAGGAUGGAGGCGAGGGUGGAGGAGCAGCUGGCUGAGUUUGACACAGAGCGAGAGCAGCUCCGCUCACGUUUGAAGAAAGAGGAAGCUCACUGCUGUCAGCUACAACAACAGGUAGAGGAGCUGAAGAGGAAGCUGGAGGAGAGGAAUAUGAUGAGAGACGUUGGGGAGGCAGUCACAGCUCCAGUGGAGGCAGGAGGAAAGGAGUGGGCCACGAAAGUCUCCCCAGGAAAGACAUCAGUAGACACUAUCACAGUCGAGGACAUUGAGGAGGACAGACACCAGCAACCUGAGCAGCCAAAAGUCAACGGUCACCACUGUCCGAUGGAGACUAACGGACACCACGGUCCAAACAGCGCACUCUCAGAGAACAUCUGCAUACAGAACGGGAUUGAAAACCCUCCACUUCAUCAAACAUCAUUUCCCUCCUCUCCAUGCGCCUCGCCAGUCCUUGCCAAACGCCCACCAGGCAGCCCGAGCCCUGGCAGCUACCAGUCUCCCUACCAGGCCGGCAUCAACCAGCGCUUCCACGCUGCUCGUCACAAGUUCCAAGGCACCAUCGAACCAGAGCCUCAAUCCCAGGCGGUGCAGCCCGCUCUGCCCCUCUCGCCAAAGGACGUCUCACCUGUGACCAGCAGCCCCCCUCCAGAAACCAGCCCAGUCAAGCAGAUGGCCCGGAGCACAGUCACUCAAGUCCUGUCCCGCUUCACCACCGUCCAGCAGAGCGCCACGUCCAAGCUCACAGCGCCCAACAAUUCACCCUUCGGCACAGACUACCGCAGCCUGGCAGCGCCCUUGUCGCCGAUCAUCGGAAGGGCCGCGGGGGUGCUCCCACAGGGGAUCAGAUCGCCCACCAUCGCCAGGGCAGACAGGGGCAACCCUCCGCCCAUCCCUCCAAAGAAGCCCGGUCUGGCUCAGGCUCCUCCCUCCCCUGCCGCGGUGCCCAGGUCUGCCAGCCACUUCUCUGACAGCCCGCUCUCAGGCAGCUGCGGCCUCACCUCCAGCCAGGAGGGAGUCAAAGAACUGGACAUGGUGGUUUCUUCUAAUUAACCAGGUCAUCAAUAAAUGAGUCAGCUGCUGCUCCGCUUGUGACACGAUGGUUUCAUCACAUCUCAUAGCUGAAAUAUUGUUUGUACAUGACAGGAUUUAUAUGCUAUGCUUAUUGAACAGAGGUCCCUUCAAACACUGUUAUAUUUAUUAGAUGUUUUAUGCGCUGAGGCACUAUUGUAGGUCGUGGUCAAAGAGCUGGUACAAUGAAGAGUUACAGCAGAUUUUAGUUUCACAUGUGCCGAUGCUGUAUGUUGGGCACAUCGUACUGUUACAGUAUCUUUUAUGGUGUCAUAUUUCCAAAGAAUAUAAAUCAGAGGUAUUAUUUUUCACUUUAGUAUGUUGCUUGUUAUUAUAAAUACUGUAAUCUUCACACCAAGUGUUAUAAGUAGUCCUCGGACCAAUCUUAUUUUAAAAUGUCUCAUUUCAGUGUGCACUCGUACGCAGCUGUUGUUUUUAUAUAAAAUAAAAGUGUAUAGUUCAUUUUAUAAAUGUUCCGUAGUUAUUGAUGUCUGAUAGUUUCACACAACAGAUAAUCUAAUCAUCAGUGUUGUCCUGAGCUUUGUUCAUGUAUUACUUUAAAUGUUACAGUUAUGAUAUUCGUAUAGGCUCAGAUUAUGCGCAGGCACCAUUGUACGAUAUCUUGUUUAAUAUAAGUGAAUCUGAUGACUGUCAUGCCUUUGUCAUUUAUAAGAAAUCAUUAUAAAACACACAAGUAUUUUAUAGUCGACUGUGCUUUGAUUUAUAUCAUAAGACAACAUGUUGGUUUAUCUCUUUGUUUAUCAGAUGCUUCACAGUACUGUAAAUGCUGGAAAGUGACAGAUAUAAUAAAUUAAUC
This is a messenger RNA of Epinephelus moara (kelp grouper), 2697 nucleotides long. Its product is annotated as CTTNBP2 N-terminal-like protein. Bases 81 to 1862 code for a protein of 593 amino acids. NCBI's taxonomy places the organism in Eukaryota, Metazoa, Chordata, Actinopteri, Perciformes, Serranidae. The transcript has 7 exons. The record is from RefSeq and is a predicted model, not a curated record.